Peronospora matthiolae is the source of this 951-nucleotide messenger RNA. The record is from the annotation of a GenBank genome assembly. Lineage: Eukaryota; Oomycota; Peronosporomycetes; Peronosporales; Peronosporaceae.
AUGGUGGACUAUGAUGAUCAUCCAGCAAUCGACAAUAUGUCACUCUCAUCUGUCGUGCUGAGUAGUGACAAACCAGUCACUUCUGUUAUACCAGAACCAGUUCCGGCCUCACUAUCAGGUCCGAGUCCGUGUUCAGCCGAAAUUGUCUCCUCGCCCAGAGAACCAGAAGCAACCAAGCCACUACUAAUCAAGGAAGCGUUUGUCAAUGGCAAGAAGUGUCGCCUCCUCAUAGACUGUGGGGCUCCGCACGAUGUGAUCAAGCCCAAGGUAUACGAUGGACAGCGCAAGCCGGUCACAGUGCAUGUGACAAGCUUCAACGGGGAAAACGUUACAGCCCAAACAAGUGAAUUAAAGACCAGCGAAAAAAUAGAUGGACUUCACUAUAACGAUAACGUGAACCCGAUUACUAAAUGGACAGAGCAGAUUAUAACGUACCGACAGCAGGCACCUCAUGCCAACCUGGCCGAUGAUCUGACCGACAAGGAGGCACAACACGUCUAUGCCGAGUUGUGUAGCGUCAAAGUGACGCGUCCAAUGGCAAUAAUGCUGCCACCAGGAGUAAAGCAGCUUAUUCACAAAUUUGCAGACCUGAUUCCUGCAUCAUUGCCUACAGGACUAACACCAGUGCGUGAUGUGGAGCAUGCGGUUAUUGUAAAUUUAGGCGCUCUUCCUACAAGCCGACUUCCGUUUCGAAUGGCUCCAGUGGAGAAAGUGGCCCUAAGUAAGUUCGUGGACGAGCUACUUGCGAAAAAAUGGAUACAAUUCAGCUCAUCGGAGUGGGUAUCCAACAUCUUUGCAGUUCCGAAGAAAGACCCAUCACGGGAAAGCUCGAGUCGCGGGCUGACUGGAUUCGCUGUGGAUUUUGAACAGAUUGGUGCGUUGGGUGAGCGAUUAUCGGCAAAUGAAUGCGCAGACCGAGGUGCCCAAGAUCCCACUUUUGAGAAUCGAUGA